Messenger RNA from Lepisosteus oculatus (spotted gar), 10078 nucleotides. RefSeq names its product mediator complex subunit 13a (gene med13a). Gene Ontology annotation, cellular component: mediator complex. Gene Ontology annotation, molecular function: transcription coactivator activity. Gene Ontology annotation, biological process: positive regulation of transcription by RNA polymerase II. NCBI's taxonomy places the organism in Eukaryota, Metazoa, Chordata, Actinopteri, Semionotiformes, Lepisosteidae. The record is from RefSeq and is a predicted model, not a curated record.
UGCGGCAGUGCGCCGUCGGCGCGCUAGGGGGCGCAGCGCCCGGGACGGCGAGCUGAGGGGGUCCAGACCGGUGGCUCAGCAGCGCCUAGCGGCCGGGCCCGUCACUUCCAGUCCUCUUCCAGCCCGCAUGACCACGAGCCAGCCAAUCGGCGCCGGGAGGCAGAGUUGUCCCUGUGGCCGCCAUUAAAGAAAGGAAUCCGUGAAUUCAAAUGGAAACCAGCAGGAACAGAGACCGAAAUAAUGGUUAAAACGACCGAAAAAAUAUAGUCCUCCACCAGCCUUCGAUCGUCUUUUACAAGAUGUUUUUCAUUUUUAAACCGAAUCCGGCGACGAUGGAGGAAUAGAGGGGCGAUUUUUUUUUUAACCCAGACCGUUUUAACCAAAGGGGGAGGGGGAGAGUUGCGAUUUUUUUUUGUUUUAAGAGCGUUUUCGUGCUUUUUUUUUCCCCGUUUUUUUUAAAAAAGAAAACGACCGAGCCUCACUCAAGGAGCGUCUCUUUUUUUUUUUUUAUAUCAGGCGGACGAUGCGGAGGUGGCGGUGCUGUUUUUAAUUUACGGCGGAUUAUUUUUGGGAAGGGGGGAGAGAGAGAGAGUGCUGACGGAGGAGAGAAUCUAAAUGAGCUGUUGAAUUACAUUCCCCCGGCCGAUUGUUUAAAACCAUCCUCGGCGUGAGGUGUUUUUUAACGGGGGGUUUUUUUUUUUAAAUAAAAAAAAAAAUCCACGCGCGUACAAAAAAAAAAAACCCCAACAAAAAAAAAAAGAAGAAAAAUUGUUCUUUCUUUCUUGGGAACUUGAAACGAUGGAGUGGUCGAUCUCGAUGUGAAAGGAUGAGUUCUUGCUUUGUACCAAACGGAGCGAGCCUGGAAGACUGCCAUUCCAACCUAUUCUGUCUGGCUGACCUGACUGGAAUCAAAUGGAAGAAGUACGUGUGGCAGGGCCCCACCUCGGCGCCCAUCCUCUUCCCCGUGACGGAGGAGGACCCCAUCCUCUGCAGCUUUAGCCGCUGCCUGAAGGCCGACGUGCUGAGCGUGUGGCGGCGGCACCAGACCGCGGGGCGCCGGGAGCUCUGGCUCUUCUGGUGGGGGGAGGACCCCAACUUCGCCGAGCUCAUCCACCACGAGCUGACAGGGGAGGAGGAAGGGGCGUGGGAGAGCGGGCUGUCCUACGAGUGCCGCACGCUGCUCUUCAAGGCCAUCCACAACCUGCUGGAGCGCUGCCUGAUGAACCGCAGCUUCGUGCGCAUCGGCAAGUGGUUCGUCAAGCCCUACGAGAAGGACGAGAAGCCCAUCAACAAGAGCGAACACCUGUCCUGCGCCUUCACUUUCUUUCUGCACGGAGACAGCAACGUGUGCACCAGUGUGGAGAUCAAUCAGCACCAGCCCAUCUACCACCUCAGCGAGGGCCACCUCACCCUGGCGCAGCAGUCCAACAGCCCCUUCCAAGUAAUUCUGAGUCCGUUUGGUUUGAAUGGGACCCUGACUGGCCAGUCGUUCAAGCUGUCGGACCCCCCCACUCAGAAGCUGAUCGAGGAAUGGAAGCAGUUCUACCCCAUCAGCCCCAGUUCCAAGGAGAGCUCCGAGGACAAGCCGGAUGACAUGGACUGGGAGGACGACUCCCUGGCGGCGGUGGAAGUCCUCGUGGCUGGAGUUAGAAUGGUCUACCCUGCCUGUCUAGUGUUGGUUCCUCAGUCAGACAUCCCUGCCGUGACCCCUGUGGGGUCCUCCCACUGCACAGCUGUCUAUUCUGGUGUCCACCAAGUGCCUGCUUCCACACGAGACCCCGCAAUCUCGUCUGUGACCCUCACUCCACCCACCUCUCCCGAGGAAGCCCAGACAAUGGAUUCCCAGUCAGCCCAGAAGUGGGUGAAGUUUUCCUCCGUUUCCGAUGGCUUCAGCACGGACAGCACCAGUCACCAUGGUGGCAAAAUCCCACGCAAGCUGGCCAGCCAGGUGGUGGACAGGGUGUGGCAGGAGUGCAAUAUCAACCGAGCUCAGAACAAGCGGAAAUUCUCUGCCACUACAAAUGGUACCUGUGAAGAAGAAUCGACUGACAAAGCUGGAUCCUGGGAUUUUGUUGACCCAACACAGAGGUCAAACUGCAACUGUUCAAGGCAUAAAAACUUGAAGCAGAGAGCUGGCAGUACCCCAGGACAGCCGCAGGCAGCUGGCCAGCCCCCCCAGCCUCCCCCCAAGCACAAGGCGGUGGAGAAACCCGAGAAGGGCGAGAAGCAGCAGAAGAGGCCUCUCACCCCCUUCCACCACCGCACCUCUAUCUGCGAGGACGUGUCCAUGGAGCCCGACGCCACCGGCCAGCGGCUGGGCAUGAGGGCGCAGGACGGGGGGGGCGAGCCCCUGAAGAACCCCGCCACCCCGCACAGCCAACACUUCUACCAGCCCGCCCCCGAGCCCUGCCUGGUCCCCCAGAAACCUGCCGAGGACCCCCGCCUGGACCCCCUGGCCCAGCCCUUCCCCCCGGCCUACUCCGAGGCGAUGGAGCCCACUGUGUACGUCGGGGCGGCUGUCAGCCCCGACGAGGAUAAUGCCCACGCUCCCUGGAAGUUCUUCAUCCUGCCGAGGAAGAAGGACUCGGAUUUCGCGCCACCCCAGCUACCCGGAGACAAACUGCGGGACGACCUGCCAGGAACGGGAAGUCAGGAGAGCGUCGUGUCGGUCACAGAGUUGAUGGCCACCUCCAAGAACCCCCUGAAAGUGUCGGAAGGGCUGGUGCAGAUGUACAUCCAAAGGAGGACCCAGUACCUGUCGGCCGCCAUCUCCGACUCCGACCACGAGCCCGAGCUGGACCCCUACGCCUUCGUGGACGGGGACGUGGAGUUCUCCUUCCGGGACAAGAAGGACAAGCAGGGCGGGGAGAGGGAGGCCGGCAAGAAACACAAGGCGGACGACGGCUCCAACGGCGGCCCGGUCCCCGCGGAGGGCGAGGACGCGAUGUCGCUGUUCAGCCCCUCUGCCAAGACAGACGCCCAGCGUUCGGCCGCCCAUAAUCGCACUGCAUCCACCAGCCUGAUGCACGAGAACGACCUGGCUGUCUCCAUCAAUGACCUGGACAAUCUCUUCAACUCCGACGAAGACGAGCUUGCGCCUGGUGCCAGACGUGCUGUUAAUGGGACAGAUGAGAAAUUUGGCAAUAAGGAGGCAAAGCCAGCAUCGCUUGACCAACUCUCUUGCAUAAGCUCUGCCGAUCUGCACCAGAUGUUUCCAACACCUCCCUCGCUGGAGCAGCACAUCAUGGGCUACUCCCCGAUGAACAUGAACAGCAAGGAGUACGGCAGCUUGGACAACGCCUCCGGCAUGACGGUGCUGGAUGGCAGUUCCGUGCUGGGAGGCCAGUUCAAAAUCGAGGUGGAAGAAGGCUUCUGCAGUCCCAAGCCAUCAGAAAUCAAGGAUUUCUCCUUCGUGUACAAGCCAGAAGGGUGCCAGGCAUUUGUUGGCUGUUCAAUGUUUGCUCCCCUGAAGACCCUGCCCAGCCAGUGUCUGCCACCCAUAAAGCUGCCUGAGGAGUGCCUGUACCGGCCCAGCUGGACUGUGGGAAAGCUGGAGCUGCUCAACCCGGUGCCGGCCCUCACCUUCCUCAAUAAAGACGGUAACAUCCCCAGUGUAGGCAGUGCGAUGGACCAGGACUACAUCCAGACGUAUACGCCACAGACUCACACACCCUUCAUGUCCAACAGUGCUCCCCCCAGCAAUGGCGGGACGGGCAUCCUGCCUUCCCCUGCCACCCCCCGCUUCUCUGCGCCCACGCCCAGGACACCUCGCACCCCGCGCACUCCUAGGGGUCCCGCCAGCGUCCAGGGCUCACUGAAGUACGAGAACUCGGACCUGUACUCGCCCGCGUCCACCCCUUCCACCUGCCGGCCCCUCAACUCGGUGGAGCCGGCCACCGUGCCCUCCAUCCCAGAGGCCCACAGCCUGUACGUCAACCUCAUCCUGUCCGAGUCAGUCAUGAACCUCUUCAAGGACUGCAACUUCGACAGCUGCUGCGUGUGCGUCUGCAACAUGAACAUCAAGGGCGCCGACGUGGGCGUCUACAUCCCCGACCCCAACUGCGAGGUGCAGUAUUCCUGCACCUGCGGCUUCAGCGCUGUCAUGAACCGCAGGUACGGCAACGGCUCGGGGCUCUUUCUGGAGGACGAGCUGGACAUCAUCGGGCGCGGCUCGGACGCCAGCCGGGAGGUGGAGAAGCGCUUCGAGGCCGUGCACGGCAGCGGCGCCUCGGCUGAGCGGGCCGGCAGCCUGAGGGACCAGGUGCCCGACGACCUCAUCCUCCUGCUGCAGGACCAGUGCACCAACCCCUUCUCGCCCAUCACCGCCCCUGAGCCGGACAGCGCGCCCGCCAGGGGGCCCGGCGCCCCCCCGCCCUGCGUGCGCGUGGAGGAGAGGGACUGCUACAGCGACUGCUACUUGGCCCUGGAGCAUGGGCGCCAGUUCAUGGACAACAUGUCCGGGGGCAAGGUGGACGAGGCCCUGGUCAAGAGCACCUGCCUGCAUCACUGGGCCAAGCGCAACGCGGUGGACGUGAGCAUGCUGUGCUCUCAGGACGUGCUGCGGGUCCUGCUGUCCCUCCAGCCCGUGCUGCAGGACGCCAUCCAGAAGAAGAGGACGGUGCGCUCCUGGGGCGUGCAGGGGCCCCUCACCUGGCAGCAGUUCCACAAGAUGGCUGGACGGGGAUCCUACGGCACAGACGAGUCCCCAGAGCCCCUGCCCAUCCCCACCUUCUUGGUGGGGUACGAGUAUGACUUUGUGGUGCUCUCGCCCUUCGGCCUGCCCUACUGGGAGAAGCUGCUGCUGGAUCCCUUCGGCUCCCAGCGGGACGUUGGGUACCUGGUGUUGUGUCCCGAGAACGAGGCUCUGCUCAGCGGGGCCAAGGGCUUCUUCAGGGACCUGACUGCAGUGUACGAGUCCUGCCGGCUGGGCCAGCACCGGCCCAUCUCCAAAACGCACCCCGAUGGCAUCGUCCGGGUGGGCACCGCCGCCGCCAAGAAGCUGGCAGACCAACCGGUCAGCGACUGGUUCUUGAAGGCCGCCAGCAGCAACAGCGAUUCAUUCGCCAAACUCAAGCUGUAUGCGCAAGUGUGUCGCCAUGAUCUGGCUCCCUACCUAGCCGCACAGUCGCUCGACAGCUCUCUGCUCGUGCAGCCCAGCCCCCCUCCAGCUUCCAGCCAGUCCUCGUCCACGCCGGCCCCUGUCGUGAGCGCCCCCGGCUCUCAAGGCACCCUGACGUCCAGCGGCACCAUGACGGCCACCGCCGGCACUGCCAUCCCCCCCAGCGCCAGCGGCACCCCCUCUUCCACGCUGCCUUCCUCAGGGCCGGUGGGCAUGGGCAGCAGCCUGCAGUCCUCCAAGCCCAGCUCGUUCCCCCCCUUUGGGAACAUGGGCGCCCAGAGUGGCUCCUCCCAGAGUGGGACGCUGGGGCAGCAGGCGGGCACACAGGCCCCCGGGAUCACGGGGGAGAACGUGCCUGGCGCCGCCCAAACACAGGGGCCAGCUGAACCUCCAGAGAGCACUAUGGAACGGGAGAAGGUGGGGGUCCCGACUGAUGGCGAUUCCCACGCUAUCACCUACCCACCAGCCAUUGUGGUGUACAUUGUGGACCCUUUCACGUACGAGGAGAUGGAGGGCGGUGCGCAAUCUUCCAGUGUGUGGACGCUGGGCCUUCUACGCUGCUAUUUAGAGAUGCUGCAGUCCUUGCCACCACAUAUCAGGAAUGCUGUAUCUGUGCAGAUUAUUCCCUGCCAGUACCUGUUACAACCGGUCAAGAACGAUGAACGGCACAUCUAUGCCCAGCACCUGAAGUCUCUAGCCUUCUCGGUGUUCUCUCAGUGCCGCCGGCCUCUGCCCAUCUCCACUAACGUCAAGACACUGACCGGCUUCGGCCCGGGCCUAGCACUGGACACAGCCCUCAAGAGCCCAGAGAGGCCCGAGUGUUUGCGACUCUAUACUCCACCUUUUAUCCUGGCCCCGGUGAAGGACAAACAGACGGAGCUGGGAGAAACUUUCGGAGAAGCCUCUCAGAAGUAUAACGUGCUCUUUGUGGGCUACUGUCUCUCUCAUGACCAGAAGUGGCUCCUAGCCACCUGCACUGACCUCUACGGCGAACUGCUGGAAACCUGCAUUAUAAACAUUGACGUACCCAACAGGGCUCGGCGGAAAAAGGGCUCAGCCCGAAGACUGGGCCUCCAGAAGCUGUGGGAGUGGUGCCUGGGGCUGGUGCAGAUGACCUCGCUGCCGUGGAGGGUCGUCAUAGGACGGCUGGGCAGAAUAGGCCACGGGGAGCUGAGAGACUGGAGCAUUCUGCUCAGCCGGCGCAAUCUGCAGUCUCUCAGCAGGCGGCUGAAGGAGAUGUGCAGGAUGUGUGGCAUCUCUGCAGCAGACACUCCCAGCAUCCUCAGCGCUUGCCUAGUCGCCAUGGAGCCCCAAGGCUCCUUCGUCAUCAUGCCAGACUCGGUGUCCACGGGCUCCGUGUUCGGGCGCAGUACAACACUGAACAUGCAGACUUCGCAGCUGAACACGCCGCAGGACACCUCCUGCACUCACAUCCUCGUGUUUCCCACCUCGGCCUUCGUGCAGGUGGCCAACUCGAACUACACUACUGAGAACAUUGACAUUGCGUUCAACCCCAUCAACGAUGGAUCAGACGGAAUGGGCAUCUUUGAUCUGCUGGACACGGGAGAGGACCUGGUGGACCCUGACAUCAUCAACAUCUUGCCUGCGUCCCCAACUACGUCUCCUGUGCACUCGCCGGGCUCUCACUACCCCCAUGGCGGAGAUGGGAGCAAGGGACAGAGUACGGACCGGCUGGAGUCUCACGAAGAAGCUCCUAAUAUCCUCCAGCAGCCUCUGGCUCUCGGCUACUUUGUAUCAACAGCUAAGGCUGGCCCUCUGCCAGACUGGUUUUGGGCAGCCUGCCCCCAAGCACAGAACCAGUGUCCCCUUUUCCUUAAGGCCUCUUUGCACCUCCAUGUGUCUUCAGUGCAAUCAGAUGAGCUGCUUCACAGUAAACACUCCCAUCCCCUGGAUUCAAACCAGACCUCAGAUGUACUCAGAUUUGUAUUGGAACAGUACAAUGCCCUUUCCUGGCUAACCUGUGACCCAGCGACACAGGACAGGCGCUCCUGUCUGCCUAUUCACUUUGUGGUGCUGAAUCAGAUGUACAACUUCAUCAUGAACAUGCUAUAAUUGACAGAGCAGAACCUUCCAGGGGAGGACGCAUGUUUGAAGGGAUUUUGACGUGACAGAUUACUACAGUGCUGGACUUUAUAUAUAGAGUUUAGAACUGUCUCCCAAUGCAAGUGAAUAGGGUAUGAGGUGUUUCUUACAAGUACCAUUGAGCCUGCAUGGUAAGCUUUUCUGUUAUUGUAUAAAAUGACUUGCAGAUCAUGGGGAUAUCUAUUACAAAGUAAUUACUGGAACAACUCUCCCUGCAGAAAUGGUAUUUGUUAUGGUAACAUCGGAGAUAGCCUGUUCACGUUACACUUAUCUGUCUAAAGUACUGGAAGAAAAGGGAUGUUCUUAAAUGAAACAAACUAAUUCAUUUCUUAGUAAAGACCUGAAAUUCCUGUCUUUGGAUGGUAUUGUAUCCAAAUGAAAAUGCCUGCAUCUAUCUUAUUUAUUGUAAGUUUUUAAAUGUAUAAUUUGUCUUAUUUCUUAACCUCUUUUAUAUAUUAAAAAAAUCCUAGAAGGUUUAUAUUGCCUUCUUGCUUUAAAGCAAUUGGUCUAAAAUAUAUGUAAUCGUCUUAAUUAAAAAACAACAAAAACACAUAAAAAAUAAAGUUGCAGUAGGUUGCUUUUAGAGUAUUAUUUUUUGUAAGGGGGACAGAAAUUUGUAUUGUCAUGAUGUACAGAUGAAGUAGGUUGGGGGUUAAUGUCCAUGCCUUUGUGUGGGGGGGACUUACAGCUAAGCUGUAGCUGCAGAGUACUUGUACAGCAAUGAAGUUCACUGUGUUUAUUCAAAUAAAAGAGGUACAUUGUCGUAUAUAGUAUUUUAUACCACACAUUUAGACACAAAAACCGAACGGCAAUAUAUAUAAAUAAUUAUAUAUAAACGCUGUGCCUCUAUGGGCGGUGCAGCUUCUGUUUUAGGAAUAAAGUGCGUCAACUCAAUUCUCCUGUGGUUGUGUUUAUUGGGGGGGGGGAGGGAUGCCUUUGUGAAAUUUAGCAAGGAAAUCGGAUGGAGUUUUUGCCGCGACAGCUGAAAGUACACGCUCGGAUACAUCUUGUAGUUGACUCCCGCGCUCAAAGACUGCAGUACGGUGUCCCGGGUGAUACUUUUAAGAAAGCAGUCCAGUGGCAGGCAAUGGGAUUGCGGGGCAGCGGGAGUGGAGCAGGUGUCUGUCUGGGUACAGACCGUCCAAAAUCCCACUCCCCCACAGCUCUGGGACUUGGCUUCCACUCGGGACUGAGCUAAACAAUCUGGUUGUCCAGCCCCCAGAUCCCGGAAGAUAACCCCCUUUCUGAUUUGCCAUGACCACAUUAAUAGCAUACCAACUUCUAUUACAUUGUGAAAGUAAAUGUGUGGUGUAAAUGAUUUCUUUUUAAUUAUUAUUUUAAAAGCCUGUGGCAUAUGCAGUGUUUGUGUGCACAGAGGAAGAUUAGCUGCUUUUUGUUCAGCUUCUAUUAGUCUUCCCCUGUUCUGAAAUAAACCUGUAUACUGGUUCUAAUGAACCCAUUGAUUCUCUCAUGCAUUAAAAAGUUAGUGGUUGGAAACUACUACAGAAGAAACAAUUCCUGGAGAGUAGUGCCCUGUUAAUUUCCAUUCAUGUUGUAGAGUCCUCUUGUCAAUACAGGCUUAAUUAGCUAGGGUAUUUUGCAUUGAUAUAAGGUCAAGAGUUGGCCACUUUAAUUUGUGUGUAAAUAUAUAUAUAAAAUAAAUAUGAUGUCAGCAGAUUUUAUUUGUUUCUACUGUAUAAAAGUUGUGCAAAGUGGCAACUAAUUUUUUUGUAGCAGUUAAUGUUUCUCCAAAAUGCGCGUUAGGAUCAUCACGGUGUCCGGAUCUGCGUUAAUAUCUGCAUACCGACCAUCAGAAUCAUGAUUUGGCAUAAAGCAUGGAUUUCACUUUAGGAUUCCCGGUGCUAUUGGUUGGGCAGUUAUUAGUCAGAGGUUCUCAUUGUGGAAAUUUUAAGUGAUUACCAUUUUAACAGGUCUGGUCUGGUUUAAAAGCCUAUGUUUUCAUGUUUUUUAUUAAAUCUAUAGUUCAGUCUUCAAAAAGGCAUAGUAUGAGCUUGCAAACUUCAUAAAAUAGGACCCCAUCAAUUUUUUAUUUUUUUGCUUUACUGUUAUUUCUGAAUCCUUAUGUUUUUUUUUCCCAGUGUGAAAUCCAUAAAAGCCUGACUAUUGCUUUUAUGAACCCACCAGCAUAGCCUUGUCCAAAUUCAACAUUCUUCAUUAUAAAUGGGAAAUACACUUUCCUGCUAUAUGUUGUGUGAUUGGAUUUUAAUGUAUUUUAUUUUCAAUCAUGGUGUGCAGGAUGUAUGAUUUCCUAAAAACAAAAAAGCAACAUUGAGGUGGUAAAGUAGUUCUGUAGUGUACAUUACUGACUUUUUUUUUUUGAGGGAGCAUGAAUAGGAACUUGCAGUCCAUAAAUUGCCAUGUUUGAUUUUUGUGUUUUUCAUGGUAAAAAGGGGGUCAAUAAGAGGUCAAACUGGAAACAUUUUGAAUGCUGGGUGGGCUUGACUUUUUGUUUGUACCAAUGAAUGACCCAAGUUUUAAACUUUAGUCUUCAAAGAACAGCUCUUGGUAUUAAACUGAUUUCCAUACAACUCGUGUGUAUAUAUAUAAAAAAAAGCAGUGAGCCUUUUCUCCAUUCUGAAAAAGCUUAUUGAAAAGACAUUGAUGGAGGGCAAGAUUGCAAAAAAUUAGCAGAGCUACACUCUUUGUCAUGGAGAUCAGUGACUAAUAUUGUACUACAGUUGGAUCCCUCUUAUCUUGAUUGCUCUGUAUGCAUUUCAUAUGUUUAUCUACAAAUUGCAAGUGGUGCUUGUGUUGAAGGUGAAGCAUCUGCUAAGUCUUGCUUGGGCAUUCAUGUGAGUUUUUUCUCGCCAACAGCUACCUAAUUAAAGAAGCAAA